AUGGAAGACAAAACAGAUAUGAUAUCUGAAAGAAAAGAUAUACCGAUACUUAAAAAUGUAUUGAAAAGGUUGAAUAGCAACGACUUGACCCAUAACGUCAAGGGAUCGUUCAAGAAAUUGGCUAAAAGUUUGUCCACUCCUUCACAUGUGUCCAUCAAAGAGGAGAAGAAGCUUUCGUUUACAAUAAAAUUCUUUUACAGUUUGGGUCACAUCUAUAACGACCUAACUGUCAGUAUUUGGUUUUCAUAUACACUCCUUAUAUUUAAGUUUCAAUUCAGCGACUCUAUGGCCGGGGCUUUACUAUUGAUUGGCCAAAUGGCUGAUGCCAUAGCUUCUCCAUACGUUGGCUUUCAAUCGGACCGAAUGCCUGAUAUAAAACUGUUUAGAGUUUUAGGUCGAAGAAAAUUUUGGCAUCUUUUGGGUGUCAUAUUGAACACAUUAACUGUUCCUUUAAUAUAUAACGAAAAACCAUGUUUCCCAGGAAAUUGCAUCAAUGCCUCUGAUUGGACCCGAUUUGCAUUUUAUGCCGUCCUUAUUAUCAUAUUUCAGGGGGGAUGGGCUGCAACUCAAGUGAGUCACGUUAGCCUAAUUGUCGAUUUGACUGAUAAUGCUAAUGAACGCAUUGAAUUAAAUGCCUAUCGCCAAGCUGCUACUAUAUUUGCCAAUAUAUGUUUAUAUACCGUUACUUUAUUUGUUAUUGGAUUUGAUUCAAAUGAAACACUAAGACAAGAGGAUUUAAAUGUUUUUACGAAAGUGUCAUAUAUUGUAUGUGCCAUUGGUAUUGUGUUUUCCAUAUUAUUCCAAGUGUUUGUCAAAGAGCCCGUUACCGAACCCAAUGAGCGUAAACCCCGGGGUAUUAGUACGGCCUCUGCUUUUUCUAUUGAAACUCAACGGGCACUUCAUAGGGGAUCAGUUAUCGGAUUGAUGUCAUUUACAUCACACAAUCAAAACUCUAGUGAUGACAAUGACUCAAUUGCUGACAUACCGGUCGCUAUUGUUAUCGAUGUUGAGAAACAAUUGACUAAAAAGUCGUCGGAGAAAAAGUUCUGGCAGUGGCUUAUUAGCUAUAAUUUCUGGAAAGUUACUAUAAUGUAUACAAUGGCACGUAUGUUUUUUAACCUGGGUCAAGUAUAUACACCACUAUACCUUCAGGAUACUCUACAAAUGCCUAAAAAUACGGUUGCAAUCAUACCGUUUGCCACAUAUAUAGCGGGACUAAUAUGUUCUUUCAGUGCCAAACCAUUUUCAACUAAAUUUGGUACCAGAUGGGUUCUUAUAAUUGGUGCACUAUUUGGUAUCACUGCUUGUAUUUGGAUAUUUAUUGGUAGCAACAGUGAUGCCUAUAAAUUAUGGCAAAUAUAUUGUGUGUCGGCAUUUCUGGGCAUCGGUGGUACAGCACUUAUAAUAUCGACACUUGCUUUAACUAGUGAUCUGAUUGGCACUAAUAAAACUACCGGUGCAUUUGUAUUUGCAUCCAUGAGCUUUUUCGACAAAGCGAUCAACGGUGUAGUCAUUGAAUUAUUAUCGCAUUUUACUCCCGUCUCCGAAAUCGGACAAUCGCUUGAUUAUUACAAAUUGGUUUUAGCUCUCAUUACGGGUUUAUCAUCAGUGGUCGCAUUGUUAGGACUUUUAUCUAUCUAUAAGACAACAUUAGGUCGAAAAAUACAUAAAUCUGACAAAACUAACACAAAUAUUACACUUCAUUAAAAGUAUA
Messenger RNA from Oppia nitens, 1714 nucleotides. RefSeq names its product major facilitator superfamily domain-containing protein 12-like. Gene Ontology annotation, cellular component: membrane. Lineage: Eukaryota; Metazoa; Arthropoda; Arachnida; Sarcoptiformes; Oppiidae. The record is from RefSeq and is a predicted model, not a curated record. Gene Ontology annotation, molecular function: symporter activity. Gene Ontology annotation, biological process: carbohydrate transport; transmembrane transport. Bases 1 to 1707 code for a protein of 568 amino acids. The transcript has 8 exons.